AUGCUGCGACGUCUUUUUGCGUCAAAGAUGACGUUGGUGCGUCAAACGAGGGUGAAUUAUACACCUGAUAAGGUUUCCCCACAACUUUCUGCCGUAAUCAGUGGCAUUAUUGCAAAAGACCGUGUUGUUGUAUUCCUUACUGGUACCCCAGAGGAACCACGGUGCCGCUUUACGAUGCAAAUGGUGGAUAUGAUGAACCAAAUUGGUAUUAAAUACAGUUUUUUCAACAUUCUUGAUGAUGAUGAUGUUUGCGAAGGACUCAAGACUUAUAGCGAUUGGCCUACGUAUCCACAACUCUACAUUGAUGGUGAACUUCUUGGAGGGUAUGAUGUAUGUAAGAAUAUGAUGUUAAAUGGUGAGUUAACUAAACUUCUUAAGGAGAAGGGACUUCUUUGA
This is a messenger RNA of Trypanosoma theileri, 396 nucleotides long. Its product is annotated as glutaredoxin-like protein. The record is from RefSeq and is a predicted model, not a curated record. The transcript has a single exon. NCBI's taxonomy places the organism in Eukaryota, Euglenozoa, Kinetoplastea, Trypanosomatida, Trypanosomatidae. The coding region runs from base 1 to 396 and encodes 131 amino acids.